This is a messenger RNA of Cynara cardunculus var. scolymus (artichoke), 1338 nucleotides long. RefSeq names its product ATP-dependent DNA helicase PIF1-like. The record is from RefSeq and is a predicted model, not a curated record. Gene Ontology annotation, biological process: DNA repair; telomere maintenance. Gene Ontology annotation, molecular function: DNA helicase activity. The coding region runs from base 1 to 1338 and encodes 445 amino acids. NCBI's taxonomy places the organism in Eukaryota, Viridiplantae, Streptophyta, Magnoliopsida, Asterales, Asteraceae. The transcript has a single exon.
AUGAUCGUUCAGGAAUAUUCUUCACACAUGGUCUGGGGGACUGGAAAAACGUAUUUGUACAAAGCAUUGCUUGCCAACAUUCGUUCUCGUGGUCUCAUUGCUCUUGCCACUGCUUCUUCAGGUGUUGCAGCUAAUAAUAUGCUUGAGGGGAGAACAGCUCACUCCCGAUUUAAAAUUUCCCUUAAUCAUGAUAACAACUCCAUGCGCAACAUAAAAAAACAAAGCGGGACUGCUAAAUUGCUACGGGAUGCAAAGAUAAUCAUUUGGGAUGAAGCAUCAAUGGCUAAGAGGCAGACGGUGGAGGCGCUUGAUCGAACAAUGCAAGACAUCACAGGGGUGACACUACCAUUCGGUGGAAAAAUAAUGGUUAUGGGAGGUGAUUUUAGACAGGUCUUACCGGUCGUGAGACGUGGAACCCGAGCACAGAUUGUAGAUUCAAGCCUACGAAUGUCACCUCUUUGGUCUUCAAUUAAAAAAAUACGUUUAACUCUCAAUAUGAGAGCACGAAGUGAUCCAUGGUUUUCAGAUUUUCUAUUACGAGUGGGUGAUGGAGAUGAAGAAAUGAUGGAAGAAAGCUUUAUACGUAUUCCCGAUGACAUGGCCAUUGCCUAUGCUGAUAAAGAUAAAUCAAAGCAUGAUUUGAUUGACGCAAUAUUUCCAUCUCUGCAAAUCAACGAAGCAGAUUCAAACUAUAUUGUUUCAAGGGCGAUAUUAUCAACAAAAAAUGAAAAUGUCGAUGAAAUUAAUGAUCAGCUGAUUGAUAGAUUCUGCGGCGAUGAAAAAGUUUACUACAGUUUUGAUGAAGCAGAAGAUGACAUAAAUAACUUCUAUCCAAUGGAGUUCUUAAACUCGCUGACUGUCAGGGGUUUGCCCCCGCAUUACCUCCGGCUCAAAAUUGGAUGCCCAAUAAUGCUAUUGCGGAAUAUCGAUCCCUCUAAUGGCUUAUGUAAUGGAACAAGAUUGAUAAGUAGAGGUUUUCAACAUAACGUAAUCGAUGCAGAAAUAGCUGUUGGUCAGCAUGCUGGAAAGAGAGUAUUUUUGCCGAUAAUUCCUCUUUGUCCAUUUGAAGAUAACAUGUUCCCCUUCAAAUUGAAGAAAAAACAGUUUCCAGUCCGGCUUAGCUUUUCUAUGACAAUCAAUAAAGCUCAAGGACAGACCAUUCCUAAUGUAGGUGUGUAUCUAUCGGAAUCAGUAUUCUCUCACGGACAACUUUAUGUGGCGUUAUCAAGAGGGACAUCACGUGAAAAUACAAAGGUAUUAGUAAAGUCUGCCAAAAAUUUCAAUCGUGACGGAGUUUACACAUCAAACGUGGUGUAUCAAGAAGUUUUACGCGAUUAA